Lytechinus pictus (painted urchin) is the source of this 3245-nucleotide messenger RNA. RefSeq names its product cysteine and histidine-rich domain-containing protein 1-like. The transcript has 10 exons. The coding region runs from base 30 to 1115 and encodes 361 amino acids. Lineage: Eukaryota; Metazoa; Echinodermata; Echinoidea; Temnopleuroida; Toxopneustidae. The record is from RefSeq and is a predicted model, not a curated record.
CUGCAACUUCCGGUACAAGCUCAAGCUGAAUGAAUGAAAGACCAGUCGCUACCAGAAGUUUCCAAACAAAACUCUCGUUUUAUUUUGAUUUUGUCAAUAUAUUUUCAAAUAUUUCUCGUGAAAGCAAUCGCAAACAAAUAACCAUAAUGUCUGCUGUAAAUACACAAAAGCUUCAGUGUUACAACAAGGGAUGUGGGCGUGUUUAUUUGCUGGAGGAAGACGGUGAAGGUUGUUGUAUUCACCAUCCUGGGGCUCCUGUAUUCCAUGAUGCCUUGAAAGGAUGGUCAUGCUGUAAGAAGAGAACCACUGAUUUCACUGAAUUCCUCAACAUACCGGGAUGUGCAAAGUCAAAACACAAUCCAAUGAAACCGGUUGAAGAGCCCAAACCAGAAUCAACCAACGAUGAUGAUGUUGUGCCUGAGGUUGCAGUAGAACCCCCACCACGUCGGCCAAUUCAGAAUGCUGAUCCUGAAGAAAGACCCAGCAUAGAUGAGCCAAUGAUUAAACUACCUCUAUCAGUUGAUCCAUCAUUAAAAGCAGCUCUUGAAAGAAUGUCAUUAAAUUCCCAAACACAGCAAGACACCACUCAGGAUGAUGGAGAAAUCAAGAAGGGAACAGUAUGCAAGAACAAGGGCUGUCAGAUGCCUUAUGAAGGUGAGAUCAGUCUAUCAGAUCGAUGCAGGUAUCACCCUGGAGCAGCUAUAUUCCAUGAAGGAAUGAAGUACUGGUCGUGUUGUAAUAGGAAGACUUCAGACUUCAACAACUUUUUAAAUCAGGAAGGAUGUACUAUAGGCUGCCAUGUUUUUAAGAGUUCAGAGAGUGAGGAGAAGAAGCUGGUUGCAUGCAGGCAUGACUGGCAUCAAACGGGUAAAAUGGCUGUCCUAUCUGUGUAUUCUAAGAAGUCUGAUCCAAGUGCUACGGUUGUACAAGCUAACCAAGUCUCCUUAGAUAUACAUAUAUCAUUUGACCAAGGCAAGAGUGCAUUUAGGAAAACCAUCAAACUAGAAGGGGUGAUUGAUCCAAACCGUAGCGUUGUUAACAUGCUCGGAAGCAAGGUGGAGAUUAAACUACACAAAGCAGAGGCAAUGGCAUGGAAGAAGUUUGAACUGGAAUAAUGAGAACUGCUGCUAUAGAAAUAAUGAGUGAAUCAAAAGGGGUCAUUCUCAUUAAAAGGAAGAUUUCAUCGCAUUAAGGGACUGGUGCUUGAAACUGAUCCUGUAGAAACGCAAGAUAACCUGUUAUUUUCAUAGACUUUGUACACAAUGACAAGUUGGUGACAGGUAAAUUAUAGAUCACAUAUUUCUAAGGAUUUCACAAGCAUUUAGAGAGUUUUUUGAUGGGGGGGGGGGCAUUUGUUUCUGUUUGUGAAUUCUUAGUUAACCAAAGAGAUUGCCUUUUGUGUAUGGUAACAUACACAUGUAUGUUAAGGCCCUGUCACAUCGUUCAGUGCAAGACUUGCGGGUGACUUCUUUUGCAACCUGUAGGUCCCUCGCAGGUCACCCGAAUCGAUGAUAUCUCGCACGCAUCUCUGAUGCAGUUGCCUGUAGAAGCACACGCAAGUCUGAUUUGCAUGCAGAAAAGUUUUGAACAUACUCAAAACUUUGUUGCGGGUGAUUGCCCGUAACUCACCCGCAAGGCUUGCACGGAACGAUGUGACAUGGUCUUUACUAAGUAAGGAAUCUUAAUUGAAUCAAAAAAAAAAUUGAACAUACAGUUGCAUUUUAGUACAUGCAUUCAAGGCCAAAAUAAUGAGCAAUGUGCAAGAGCACAUGGAUAUACUGCAUGGAAGUCUACAGGAUAGAGAGCAGUAUACCCAGGUGGUGAUUCAAAUAGCGAGUUCAUUAUUUUUGCCUUGGUAUUUUAGCUCCUUAUUGCACAAGCAAACACAUGUAUUCUUUGUUUUAUACAACUCCUCCACUGGACUACUUCCCCAAUCCUGAGGUGUCCCAAUAUAUUGUGGCUUUCCACAACAAUGUCACAUCUCCUCCAAUGCACUUAAUAUGUAGUCAAGAAGACCUCAUGGUUGGAAACCAAAAGGCUGUGCAAUGUACUAAGUUCUGAUAAUCAAUCUGUGCUUCUAAGCCAAUAUGAAAGAAGCAUAGUUGUCAGAUCUGGCGAAAUGUCAGUCCACAAAUGAUAAUGAAACUUGCCGCUGAUUUCAAGCUAUUAUUCUUGGAAGGUGUGUAAAAAAAGUAUACCAUGCUUUCAGAAAAGUAUAGAGUGCUUUGAAACUGCAUGCUCUUACACAUGUAAUUGGGUAUCAAAUCAAUAUUUUGACCACCUGUAUCCAUGUUGUUUGGGUGUAUGCUUACACACAUAUAUAUUUAUGAAGUUCUCCUUAUGUUUUGCAUUCUUACAAUUAAAACAUGGGGUUUUUGAAUUAUUUUCUUAGCAAUAAUAGAUCAAUUAAAAGCUUUUUUGUCACAAUAUUUGCUUUAAUGGAAUGAUUUAGAAAAAGUCGAAGGACAGACCAGGGGCACCACACCAUACUGUGAAUUUAGGUAAUGUUUUGUUUUACCGAUUAACUCUUUACACGGAAUAAACAUGUGUAUUGAUAUUAAUUUCAGACAUAGCAUGGUGUAAUCCAGCUCUCACUUAUUUGGUCACACACUAAGGAUAGUAGCCUGAAAAAAAAAAAAACAUUUUCAGGAAUAUAUUGAUUAAGAGGACAUUUAAAAUGGCCAUUUCUUGGAAUCAAACAUUCUGUUUAGUUUUUGACAGUGCAUUGAAUUAAUGUUUGGUGACAUUAUGACAUACAUCAAAUUCUGAUAUUUUGCAUAGAUCUAUGACAACUUAAUUUCAAUUUAACAGGUUAUGCACACAGUAUAGAAAUAUAAUCACAGUUUUUAAAUAUAAGGUACGUUUUAUUUCGUAUGAACUUUACAUCUUGAUAGUAUGCGACACAUUGACCUAGAAGCUUAACAAAUUAUACACUUGUUGCAAAGUUCAGGAACAUAAUUUUCUAAGUUUUCAUUUUCAAUUUUCAUUAAAUUCUUUUGCCUUUUCAUCCCGAUUGUGAUUGACAAACAUGUUCAAUUUUAUGCACUAACUUAUUUAUUAUAUACAGUAGUAAAGAAAAAAAGGAAACAAUUCUUAUUUAUGAAAGAUGUGUUUUUGAUAAAUGACUAGAAGAUAUAAGGAAUGAUUGUUGCAAUAUACGUGGAUAUAUGGUAAACUUCUAAGAAAAUGUUGAGCAUUAUACCAAAAUAAUGUUUAUUGGAGGAAAUAAAUGUGCUCUAUUUUAA